UCGGCCUUUGCGUUUUCCAUUUUCCAUUAAUGACGUCAAACCGAAACAAUCCGCUAGCUUGUCUAGCUAAAGUAAUGAAGCGCUAAGAGGAACCCCUGGUCCUGCUCGCAAUGCGGGAUAGAACCUCCGUUCAGUUGCUCUAUAAAAAGUUGGUACUUCACGCCAGUUUGUUGCAGAGCAAACUUUUAACUUCUCACCGACGGUUUUUUAAUUUAGCCCGAUAGCGAGCUAGGCUAGUCUGCGUAGUCAGCGUUCGCGGAGAUUUGAUAUGGCACACUGUGCACUUGGCAACACUUGCCAUCGCUGGGGUUAUAUUUUUAAUUGUCCCUUCUCAGUUACACGUAUCGGGUGUUUGUAGUGUCGGGGGUUGUUGGCUCUUCACGUCUCCGGCAAAGCGUCGUUAGCUAAGGUUCCUAGCUAACGCGUGCGGCUUGGAAUGGACUCGGGUGACUUGCGAGAGAGCCCAGCCGGCUCCGGAGAGUCAGAUACGGGGUACUGGAGGGAGGGGAUUCCCGGUGGGGAAGUCGAGAUCAAGGCGGCAGAAAAUAAUAAUGAACCUCGAGAGAUCUCGCACAUGGGUAAUUAUGAGGAAGGCGAAAAAGCAAAACAAAGAAAGGCGGAGGAACACAUGCACAGCCCGUACGAGGAGGAGCUGGACCCAAGAAUCCAGGAUGAGUUGGAACGCCUCAAUGAAGCCAGUGCAGAAAUCAACAGACUGGAACUACAGUUGGAUGAUGCAAGGUCAGGGUACAGGAAAAUCCUCACGGAGUCUGCCAGGAAGCUGAAUGCCCAGAGUUCUCAGCUUGGUAGCUGCAUAGAGAAAGCCAGACCAUAUUAUGAAGCUCGUCGCCUUGCAAAAGAGGCGCAGCAGGAGACCCAGAAGGCAGCUUUGAGCUACGAGAGAGCAGUUUCUAUGCAUACAGCUGCCAGGGAGAUGGUGUAUGUGGCAGAACAGGGCCUGAUGGCUGACGGUAGAAAUACCCUAGAUCCCACCUGGCAGGAGAUGCUCAACCAUGCUACAUCCAAGGUGAACGAAGCCGAGGAGGAGCGACUCCGCAGUGAGCAGGAGCACAUGCGUGUUACCCAUGCCUGUCAAGAAGCUGAGGCCCGGGUUCAGAUGCUUCAGAAGUCUCUCAAAAGAGCCAUCUUAAAAUCUAAACCUUACUUUGAGCUUAAGGCCCAGUUCAACCACAUCUUGGAGGAACACAAAACCAAAGUUCUGCAGCUGGAACAGCACGUAGCUAAAGCCAAGACCCGCUAUUCCAUCGCCUUGCGAAACCUGGAGCAGAUCAGUGAGCAGAUCCACGCUCAGCGUGUCAAGGGAGGACGGCCCUCUGUCUGCGGUGGCCGACGCCCUCCUGUUGGAGCAGAGUCCAAUACAGAAGUUCAAGAGGAAGGCGGCGCUUGCGGCGGGGUUGCAUUGGAUAAAGAUCAAUUAGAUGCAGCAAACAGCCUGGUGGAGAAGUACAAGGAGGAGAAUAAUGGAAAGGACAGGGACCGGGCAGGUUCAGAUUCCCUGUCCGUCUACAGUCUGCAGACCAUUGCUUCCGACUUGGAGAAAUACGACUCCGUCGAGCACCUUGGGGACCUGAGUGAUGUUGGGAGUGUAACAGGUGAUGAAGGGGAGAAAGAAAGAGGCGGUGGGGUGGAUAAAAGGGACAGGCUUAUUGAGGCGAGCGCCAAAGAGCGCCAGCAGCAGUUUUACAAACAGCACCACAGAAGCUUCAGUUUAUGAACUUACAUUGGUAAAACUAGAGUUUAUAAUGUAGGUCAACGAACGGGUACAGAUGACUGUGCCCCACAACAUACACAACAAUCACAGUGAAUUUAUUGUGUAAAUAAACACACACAGGCUGACUGACAUAUUAUUAGUCUGAUACAGAUCACAACAUAUUAAAGAACUAGUUAGGACACUUACUGUGAGCUACAGCUUACUUCCCUCAGCACAAACAAAGUAUGUUCACUCCCUCUGAGGGGCAACUUUAUUCCUUCAGCAUGAAGACGUCACACACAAUGAGCUAAAACCCUGUAUGGAAGCAUUUGGAAAGGCUUCAUUCCUUCCUUUCCUGGGCUAAUAAUUGAUCUAAUUUGGUGUGACUGUGGAAAACAAAUCUUCCAUUUUUAUCCCCCCUCAAGUCAUGUUGAGUCACAUUAGUGACCACUUCAAGGUAGAGGUGGCAGUGUGCGCUCUCCGUGCACGCCGACAUCUCUGCUCAGUUCGUCCUUAAGGAAAAAUGACAAAAACGAUUCUAUCAAUGCAGAGUAGCGAAGGCAUGUUUGUUUUCACAUUUCAUUUAUUUAUUUCUUGUAAGUGUAUUUAUUUUCUGCACGAAAGAAUGUUUUUCGAAAAUUCUUGAAAGAUUAAUACGAAUUGAGCAGUUUAAAAAAAAAAAAGUUGCAAGCAUGCACUCCUUGAAAGCUAUUUCGAGACGUUUAUGAUGGAAUCAGGGCUAUACAAUAAAAUUAACGCUGAUGUCAUUAAUGCUAAGAUAAGCUCCUAUUUUUGUUUUUACCUGCCAUGCUGUAGUGUACGAUGUAAAAGCACUUCUCAACUAUGUAUUUGUUUACAUUUCUACAUGUAACUUUAUUUGGCAGCAACUUUUUUUCUUAAAAAAAAUUGACCUUGUCAGUUGAAGUGUGCCUUGAUGCAUUGUCACAAACUUAGAAGUGUUUUAAUGUGAAGUCAUCUGGAGUUCUGAACAACUGCACUCUUGUACCAGUUGGUGUCAAACAUCGUUGCUGGUCAGACUUGAAGAGAUAUUGUGUUUACCUUCUGUAACUUGUGUUUUAUGAUAGUGUACUUUGGUUCAGUUUAAGAUGUAACAUCAGUGAACUCAAGAAAUGACUUGUAAAUGUAUGUAAUUAUUAGGAAAUUGGAAGAUAUUAACAUGUACAGAUGCGGUUGUGAAUUCAAUAUUUACAAAUACGUUGUACAGAUGUUACAAUCCCCCACACUUUUGUGUGUCUGUAUUUAAAAUAUCUGGCACUUUUAAUCUGCUGUCUUGUUUUGUCAGAAUCUCAUGCUGUCCAGUUUGUCAAACCUCUAUUUAAUAAACCAGAUAGUUCCUGAGA
Molecule: messenger RNA, 3072 nt
Organism: Thalassophryne amazonica
Lineage: Eukaryota; Metazoa; Chordata; Actinopteri; Batrachoidiformes; Batrachoididae
Gene: sh3bp5la
Product: SH3-binding domain protein 5-like, a
Exons: 7
Coding region: 437-1735 (432 amino acids)
Biological process (GO): negative regulation of protein tyrosine kinase activity; intracellular signal transduction
Cellular component (GO): cytoplasm
Molecular function (GO): protein kinase inhibitor activity
Source: RefSeq, a predicted model, not a curated record